Messenger RNA from Nannospalax galili (Upper Galilee mountains blind mole rat), 3221 nucleotides. It is a transcript of the gene Luc7l, whose product is annotated as LUC7 like. Gene Ontology annotation, cellular component: U1 snRNP; U2-type prespliceosome. The coding region runs from base 1331 to 2149 and encodes 272 amino acids. Lineage: Eukaryota; Metazoa; Chordata; Mammalia; Rodentia; Spalacidae. Gene Ontology annotation, biological process: mRNA splice site recognition. Gene Ontology annotation, molecular function: mRNA binding. The record is from RefSeq and is a predicted model, not a curated record. The transcript is spliced from 10 exons.
CGUACUUCCUCCCAGCGUUCUCUGCGGCGGGAAAGUGCGGAGCGGGCUGCUGGCGGACAAGACCACCGUUCUUUGCUGCUGCUGCUGCCGCUGAGUUGAGAAGAGCUUCGCGGCCGUCCCCGCUGGCCACCAUGUCCGCCCAGGCGCAGAUGCGGGCCCUGCUAGACCAGCUCAUGGGUACAGCUCGGGACGGUUCAGUGUAUCUUUGCCUGCCUACAUCAAUCUGCAAGGGAGUUGCAGAAAAGCCUCAUGUUCAUCGAGCCGUGAGUCACAACCAAUUUCUAAGCUGUUAUAACAAAAAAGUGUUUGCUUUUUUCCCACAAGUAACUUUAAAAGUGUAGUUUAGAAAGAAAACAUUUCCAAUAAACAGACACUACAUUAAUCCUGGAUGCUUGCAAAUCCUAAAAUAUAUUCUUCCUUGCUUAUUACACAGCUCUGUGUCCUAUACACAGAUUAGCUUUAAAAUUUGUCACAUACCACUUUGCCUUUACUUUCAUGUAUCAUUCCCCCUGACUUCCUUACUGCAGGUGUGGGCAAGAAAACUUUUCCUUUAAAACUUUUGAACAGCGGGCAUAAAAUUCUGCAGCUGAGUUCUUGAAGAAUGCAGAUGGGUACAGUAUGUGUUGGAGCUCACAGUGUGUAUUGACUAACCUAGUUCCUUUUUGCCUUUUUUGGUAUUGUCUUGUUAAAAGUGACUCCCAGGUGCCAACUUUUGUUUUUUAAGGGUGGGGAUGAAGGGGGGAAUAAGAAGAAAAGGUCUAGAGAUAUUUAACAGUCAGUGAUAAGAGCUUGAAAUCUUUUUUCUGUGUAAUUUUGGGUAAAACGCUGCUUAUGAAUUUGACUACAACAAAAGAGCAGAUAAAUAAAUAGCUUUUGUUGGUGGAAAUGACCAGCUACAUGUCCUACGUGGUGGAUUCAUGGCACUCUGAUCACAUGGGUUUUGGUGUCUCAUUGCCCACAUUGGCCUAAUGGACUAUUGAUGCUCAAGCUUUUACUUCUGACUCCUUGACUUAGGCAUAAUGAUGGAGUUAGAUUUGAUUGUGAUGCUUCAUGAAAUACUUAGACUCAAAACUGUCUUGUGUUCCUGUUGUAAAUAUCUUUAGAUCAGUUUCUCAGUGUAUGUGAUGGGGCGAACACAAGUGCUAGACUUCAAAUCAUCCCUGUGUAUUGUGCCAGAUAGACUUUUGUGUUAACAUGAUAAUACUUCAUUUAAAACUGCGAAUGAAUUUCAGGAGAUGAAACCAGACAGAGGGUCAAGUUUACAGAUGACCGAGUCUGCAAGAGUCACCUUCUGGAUUGCUGCCCCCAUGAUAUCCUCGCUGGGACGCGCAUGGAUUUAGGAGAAUGUACCAAAAUCCACGACUUGGCCCUCCGAGCAGAUUAUGAAAUUGCAAGUAAAGAAAGAGACCUGUUUUUUGAAUUGGAUGCAAUGGAUCACUUAGAGUCCUUCAUUGCAGAGUGUGAUCGGAGAACUGAGCUUGCCAAGAAGCGCCUGGCAGAGACACAGGAGGAGAUCAGUGCAGAAGUUUCUGCAAAGGCAGAAAAAGUACAUGAAUUGAAUGAAGAAAUAGGAAAACUCCUUGCGAAAGCUGAGCAGCUAGGAGCUGAAGGAAAUGUGGAUGAGUCCCAGAAGAUUCUUAUGGAAGUGGAGAAAGUUCGUGCAAAGAAAAAAGAAGCAGAGGAAGAAUACAGAAAUUCUAUGCCUGCAUCUAGUUUUCAACAGCAAAAGCUGCGUGUCUGUGAGGUUUGUUCAGCUUACCUUGGUCUCCAUGACAAUGACCGCCGUCUGGCAGACCACUUCGGGGGCAAGUUACACUUGGGGUUCAUUCAGAUCCGAGAGAAGCUCGAUCAGUUGAGGAAAACUGUGGCUGAAAAGCAGGAGAAGAGAAAUCAGGAUCGCUUGAGGAGAAGAGAGGAGAGAGAGCGAGAGGAGCGGCUGAGCAGGAGGUCUGGAUCAAGAACCCGAGAUCGCAGGAGGUCACGUUCCCGGGAUCGGCGAAGGAGGCGGUCUAGAUCUACCUCCCGAGAACGACGGAAGUUGUCCCGGUCCCGGUCGCGAGAUAGACACCGGCGCCAUCGCAGCCGUUCCCGGAGCCACAGCCGGGGUCACCGCCGGCCUUCCAGGGACCGGAGUGCGAGAUACAAGUAACUACUCUGACUCCUACAGUAGCUGCAGCCAGGAGUUCUCCAGGGAGCGCACAUUGAGAGAGGAGUCCUGGGAGUACGGGCGGAGCGAGCGAGGGCCUGCUGACUGGAGGCUGGAGAGCUCCAACGGCAAGACUGCGUCACGGAAGUCGGAGGAGAAGGAGGCUGGCGAGAUCUAAACCUAGCUCUGGCACUGUAAAUAGUCUGGCAAAUGUUCAGCACAGCCUAAAAUUACCCUUUAUAUUUGCUGAAUACAGCUCAUCUUUUGUAGUUAAAAUUUCUAUUGUUUGGCGUUAGCUGUGAGUUUCUAGAGUUGUUCAGAAUUGCUCCUAUGUUUGGGUUGUGUUAUAUAGGAACAAAUAAAUCUGGCGGCUGCUUCCUGACAGCUGUGUUGGGGUCUCUGAUCCAGAGACACUUCACUAGGACCCUGUACCUGUGGGGACAAGGGCUGGUGUUGCCAUCACCCUAGAAAACUGACCAAAUGACUGGCCACUCUUAACUUUUGGCAUCCUACAUGUGAGGGCACUCACAGCAAAUCUGAGCCAGGUGUUUGUGGCUGCCCUGUUUGGCUCACAUUCUGUAUCUCAGCUGCUCAUCGACGCUCUCAGUGCAGACCACAGAGUAGGCUCUGUAGGUGGAAGAACUGUGUCUGGGCAGACCAAACUUUAGCUCAGGCGAACUACACCACAGUUCCAUCUUGAUGUCACUUAAGUAAAAAGACUAUCAAUGGUGCCUACCUGGCAGCCAGGAUGUCCUUGGGAGGGGGCUGUAGCUUUAGUGAAACAUUUUAGUUUACUGUUGUGUGGGUCACACCUGCUGCUGCUCACAGAGGACCAAUGCCUUAAGACCACAAUGAAACCCAAAUGGAAAGACUAACUUGACUAAGUGCUCCUUCCCAUCUUUACUUCUCUGGGGAAUUCUUGAGUGUUUUUCGAGGGAGCUUAGUUGGUCAUGUUAAACAUAGAAGUUCCCAUCCCCAUGCCAUGCCUGCAGAUGUGUAAGUGCUGUCCUUGAGCUGGUUGGUUUAGUGGUCUCACAUAGGAUCUGGUGGUCACCAAUGUUGUAAUGUGGCUCCU